AUGGGAGCAAUGGAAGGUCACAAGGCAGAAGAAAAGGUGGUAGAUAUUCUUCGACUGAAUGUGGGUGGCUGUAUUUACACAGCCAGACGUGAGUCCUUGUGCCGCUUUAAAGACUCGAUGCUGGCAUCCAUGUUCAGUGGUCGUUUUCCUCUAAAAACAGACGAAUCAGGGGCUUGUGUUAUUGACCGUGAUGGACAUCUAUUUAAAUACCUCUUGGAUUAUCUUCAUGGAGAAGUUCACAUUCCCACAGAUGAGCAAACCCGUGUUGCUCUGCAGGAAGAGGCUGAUUAUUUUGGCAUCCCGUAUCCAUACAGCCUGUCUGACCACUUGGCCAAUGAAAUGGAGACAUAUUCUUUAAGGUCAAAUAUAGAACUUAAAAAGGCUUUAACAGACUUCUGUGAUUCAUAUGGUUUAGUUUGCAAUAAGCCAACAGUUUGGGUUCUCCACUAUCUUAACACAUCUGGUGCAAGCUGUGAGAGUAGAAUUAUUGGUGUAUAUUCCACAAAAACUGAUGGAACAGAUGCUAUUGAUAAGCAGCUGGGAGGAAGAAUUCACAGUAAAAGCAUUUUUAAAAGAGAGGCGGGGAAUAAUGUUCAGUACAUUUGGAGCUAUUAUUCAGUAGCUGAAUUGAAGAAAAUGAUGGAUGCCUUUGAUGCCUGGGAAGGAAAAGGUGUUAGCUACUGGCGGGUACCUCAUGAGCUGAUAGAAUGUUGGACUCUGGAAGAGCGGCCUUUACUUGGAAGCCUGCGUCACAUGGCCCCAAUUCGAAAGAGGCGACUGAUAGCUUUCAAUGAAGAAGAAGAAGAAGUGAACUGUAAGACUGGUCCUAAACCAGUCCGAUUUCUGGGCCCUUCCACCAGCACCCAAAUUAAAGUCAAGAACUCGGCGUCGGUCCGAGUGUCUGCGGCCAGCGCCCUCCACUCUUCAGGCGGAAAGGCAGCGCAGCGUUCUGCGUCGCCAAAGGCCCCGUCGUCGGUGGGCACCGUGCUGCCAGGCCAGCCCCAGGCUUCCCGCGGGGCCAGGAGCGCUGCUGAAAACGGAGCCGCACACCCACCCCCGGCCAAGGUCCUGCUCUCAGACAAGAAAGCCACCCCGCCGCGAGUGAUAAAACUGAAGCGAACUCCACUGUGCGCCGCCGGGCCUUCCCCGCCAGCCGGGGCAGCACCGCGACCCGCGGAACCCCUAGUGCCGCCCCCGGAAGUCCCUGACGCGCACGCGCAGACUGAAAACGGGCGGGGCCAGGCUGAUUGACAGAAAAGUGGGUUCCUGACCUCCAGCUUGCCUCUCGGAGCGCCCGACCCGUGUGGUGCAAAUAAGUGGCGCUGUUCUUGGUGCAGUAGAGGUGAAAGCUUAUGCUGGUCUUUAGGAUCGUUAUGGGAAAAAUGAAGUGAGUCAAGUAGGAAUGGAGGAAGGAAGCUUUAAGUGGUUGAGCCUAUCUUUACUUUUCAUUUUCCUUACUUUGACAUGGUUUGUCUACUGAUAGUUUGAAUUUCAGGGUGGUUUUGUUGGGUUUUUGGGUUUUUGUUUUUGUUUUUUUUUUGAUGGUUAAUCCGUAUUAAGGCAACAAAACAGCACAGUACAAUAAAACAGUACAGCAGAACCAUCACUAGAGAAGUCUACUUUGUUGCUGAGUAAUUAUAGACUUUAGGCUCUUUUGUAAUGUUACUCAUUGCUGCCCAGGGCCAAGAGUGGGAUUAGUAUUCCCGUCUGCUGAAACAGAAUAAGAGAGGGUGGCGUUAAUGCUUCCCUGCGCUGUGUCCCAGCCAAGAGAGAUUUGAGAGAAAAUGUGCACCAAGGUGAACCCCCCCACAGGUUACUUUCAGUCUCAAAAGCCGUCAUGAAAAGAUAUGAGGAGGAAAAAAAGAGUAAUUGAAGAUCACACUUUGACUCAAAGUAUUUUCUUUCCUAGAUUGUUUUUUUUUGUCUUUUCUGGUAGCAGAUUUAUUUAUACAUCACAAGAUAUCUUGGAAUGAGAACCAUAUAACAUGUCUUCAGAAUGGAUUGUUAAAAUGUUUUAAUUUGAAUAAGUGAAGUUUUGAAAGUACUUUGAAAAAGAAGUUAAACAUUAACUUUUAACUAAAGUUACUAUUUGUUUCUCAGGAAUGACCACUGAAGAGUCAUUCUGACCAUGUAAUAUGAUUUUUAUGCAUAAAAUUCCCAUUUAACUUGAACUUAAUAUUUUUAAACAAUCUUUUAAUUAAUCCUCUAUUUUUCACAACUAUUCAGUUGUAUGUGUUUACUCUUACAUGUUAAGUUUUAUAAUUGGAUCCCAUAUUUCUGCCUUCAGUAAGCAGUAUGCCUACAGUGUAUUAAAAAUAAGUCCAUAAAGCAGGGUACUUUUUACUCAAUGCUUAUCAUUGUACUUGCAUUACUUUGAAAGAGUGAAUAUACUCAAAACAUUACUUUUUACAAAAUAAAGUAAAACUUUUCCAUAAAAAGUAA
Molecule: messenger RNA, 2442 nt
Organism: Neofelis nebulosa (Clouded leopard)
Lineage: Eukaryota; Metazoa; Chordata; Mammalia; Carnivora; Felidae
Gene: KCTD18
Product: potassium channel tetramerization domain containing 18
Exons: 6
Coding region: 1-1251 (416 amino acids)
Biological process (GO): protein homooligomerization
Source: RefSeq, a predicted model, not a curated record